Molecule: messenger RNA, 4113 nt
Organism: Purpureocillium lilacinum
Lineage: Eukaryota; Fungi; Ascomycota; Sordariomycetes; Hypocreales; Ophiocordycipitaceae
Product: suppressor of Sensor Kinase (SLN1)
Biological process (GO): p38MAPK cascade; protein phosphorylation
Cellular component (GO): cytoplasm
Molecular function (GO): ATP binding; MAP kinase kinase kinase activity
Source: RefSeq, a predicted model, not a curated record
AUGGCCGACUCGUCGCCGCGUGCCGUGCGCUUCUCGGGCGGCGAGGACGACCUGCAGCCCGAGCGGCCACAGGGCCGCCGGCGCUCCAUGGUCGUCCACCUCGAGACCGAGGACUCGUCCCCGGGCUCCGAUGCCGCCGACCCCCACGCCAACGAGCGCCGAGACGAGCUCGGGGACCUCGAGGCCCGCUACGUCGACGGCGGGCCCGUGUCGCAGCUGUCACCGAGCACCGCAAUGAACGGCACGGCGUCCAAGGGCCAGUGGUCUGCCGCAGCCGGGGACGAGGCGGCCGGUUAUCCCAACGGAACCCGGCCGCAGAGGCCUCUGGCUCCGGCGCGGACGCCGUCCAGCACGUACAACCCCGCCACCUCGCGCAAGCCCGGCAUGCAGCAGCAGCAGCAGCAACAGGCGCAGCAGCAACAGCAGCCCACGCAACAGCAGGCGCAGCAGGUCCCGGCGGCCUCGUUCGUCGAGUCGAUCCGCUCCACGUCCAAGACGCGUCCGCGGCAGAGCGAGAGCAGGUUCCGCGCCCAGGAGCGGGCCUACGUGCAGAAGCUCCGCCAGGACUACUCGGGCGAGUACUUUACCUCGUACCAGACCAUCAACGGCAACGAUUCAGACUCGGAGGGGGAGACGCCCUCGUCCGACACACCCUAUGAUGACCGGCUCGACCAGGAGACGAUAAUGUUUUACGGCAACGACGACCUUCAACCGACCGAGGAGGACACAAAAGACCCGGAGAAACGCGAGCGGCUCGAGUGGCACGGCAUGCUCGAGGCUGUCUUGACAGGCGACGUGGUUCGGCAGGAGAAGAAGCGUCUCAUCGGCUCCGGCGACCAGCAAGCCGGCAAGAUGGCGCACAAGUCGGAGCUAUGGCUGGGGGUCCGCGCGGAGUCGUGCGGCCGCCGCCUGCCCGUGCAGCGGCGCAUGGUCGAGGAAGCCCGCGCCAUCCUCGACCGUAAGCUGGACGAGAUCAUCAACUUCCAGGUAAAGGGCGAGAGCGAGGUGGGCAAGCCCCCGUACGAACAGGUCAAGGACGUGGUCAGGAAAAUCGAAGAGUGCGAGGGCUUGUAUCCCUCGUGGGACGCGCUGGCAGCCGACCAUAAGGUGGCCGAUUCGCCCAUGUUCCACGAGGCCUACAACGCCAUCUUUUCGUGGUACAACACCAACGAGAUGAUCAACACGGAGCUCUCUAUCCUCAAGAAGUGGGUCGGCAACGACGAGCUCGACUUUUCGCGCACCAAGCAGCGAUCGCCGGCCGUCGACGGCAUCACCUCGGACGAGACGUCCUUCCUGGACCGGUUGAUGAAAGAGGACGGACUUCAGUCUCUAUACAACGACGACGAGCGAUCAACCCAAAAGGGCAUGCUGCGGCCUAUCUCGUCCAUCAUCAGCAAGGUCAAGGAGACGCUAAUCGAAAACUCGACCCCUUUCCAGAAGCGACACCUGCCGCCGUAUCUGGAGGAGCUCCUGACGCUCAUCAGCUUCCCGUCUCGCCUCAUCGAGGAAAUCACCAAGACGCGCCUCGAGUACGCUCGGCGGGUCAAGGAGACGGCGCAGCAAAAUCCCCUGAUGCAGGACCAGAUGAUUUCCCAGUUUCAGCUGCUCCUGAAGUUUGCCAUCAGGAUCAAGCUCGAGUAUCUGGCGAUUGAAAGCCCCGAGCCCGGGUGGGACCUGCCGCCGUGUAUCGACGAGACUUUCGACCAGGUCGUCCUCGACGCUCUCAAGUACUACUUCAAGAUGCUGAACUGGAAGCUCAGCGGCAACAAAAACACCUUCAAGGAGGCAGAGCUCCUGUUUCAGGAGUGGGACUUUGCCAACUACAUCGGAAGCCACCUGCAGGGCGGCCACAUCGAGGUCGCCGAGCAGUUCAGCUCCCUCACGUUCAAGGCGCUCAACCGACUGAGCCAGACGUUUGAGAAGGAGCUGCAGGUGAAGCCCAAGGAGAGCGCCAGCGAGAUGAGCAAGCGGUACAAGGCGUGCCUGGACUCGGUUCGCGUUCGGCAACGCAUGCUUCAGCGUUUCUCGAGGAUGCUGAGUGACAACUACGAGCACGCCUCGGACUUUAGCAUAUCCUUCACCCCAGACGCGAUGCAGAAGUUUUACGACCACUUGGUGGCGUCGGGCCACUUCCGCGUCGACACGGGUGUCUAUGAGAAGCAGGGCACCUACAUUCUGGCGUCGCCGCAGCUUCACGGCCGGCCGGAGGACAUACAGGCCAUGAUGGCCAUCACGUCCAAGGAGCGCUUCCCCGAGGAAUACGGCGAGCGGUACCUCCUCGUCUUGCGGCCGGAGGACACGUUCAACUGGUUCGGCGACGUGGUGCAAGUCUCGCUGCGAGAGCAGAGCAUCGACCUGAAACGCGGACAGGUGCGGCUCUGCGCGUCCAGCUCGCACGCCCUGCCCGAGGCGAGGCGAUCGUUCCUGGACGCCGUGGACAUGCACGUCGAUCUCCUGCAGGAGUCGAGGUCCAACAUCCACAAGGUCAACACGAGGCUGUUGGAGAUCCGCAGGGUCGCAUACAAGCUGUCCAACACAUUCAUGGACAGCGUCGAGGUCAUCCGGAAGCAGACCCAGGGCAAAGACUGCCAGGAGCUGAUCCAGACGUGCUUCGUCUUUGCGACGGAAUUCGGUCAGCGCUCGCUGCUGUACAUGGACAGCAACAGGCGGCAGAUGAACAACUUUAAGCUGACCAAGCUCGCGCUCGACUGGGUGAGCUUCAUCUGCAACGACUGCAUCGCGUCGGACCGCAAGACGUUUCGCUGGGCGGUCCUGGCGCUCGAGUUCGCCAUGGGCAUGACGCGCGGCAGGCACAUCCUGGCGCUCGGCGAAGACGAGUACGAGAAGUUGCGGGUCAAGGUGGGCGGGUGCAUGUCGCUGCUCAUCUCUCACUUCGACAUCAUGGGCGCGAGGUCGAACCUGGCGGCGCAGGCGGAGAAGGAGAAGAUUGAGCAGCUCGUGGGUCAGUUUAGGAAGCUCGACAAGAACAGGAUGCUCUCGGACGAGGAGGCGUCGCGGUGCAUCACGGAGCAGCGCGUGGAUCAGCUCGACAAGGUGGACGAGUACCGGCAGGAGAAGGAGGCGGAGCGGCGGGCGCUGGGCAGGGUGCUGGAGACGAACAACGAGGCGGACCGAUCGCUGGCGUACCUCUCGUCGUCGGCGACCAACGUCACGAUGCGCUGGCAGCAGGGGCAUUUUGUGGGCGGCGGCACGUUUGGCAACGUGUACGCGGCGAUGAACCUCGACCUGGGCCAGCUGAUGGCGGUCAAGGAGAUUCGACUGCAGGACCCGAAGCUGAUUCCGCAGAUUGCGGAGAAGAUCCGGGAGGAGAUGGGGGUCCUCGAGGUGCUGGACCACCCCAACAUUGUGUCGUACCACGGCAUCGAGGUGCACCGCGACCGCGUGUACCUGUUCAUGGAGUUUUGCUCGGGCGGCUCGCUGGCCGGGCUGCUGGAGCACGGGCGGAUCGAGGACGAGCAGGUCAUCAUCUUUUACGCGCUGCAGCUGCUGGAGGGGCUUGUGUAUUUGCACGAGAGGGGCAUCGCGCACCGCGACAUCAAGCCCGAGAACAUCCUGCUGAACCACAACGGCAUCAUCAAGUACGUCGACUUUGGCGCGGCCAAGGUGAUUGCGCGGCAGGGGCGGACGCUGGCGGCCGACGUGCACGCGACCAAGCCCAACAAGUCGAUGACGGGAACGCCCAUGUACAUGUCGCCCGAGGUGAUCAAGGGCGAGAACCCGGGGCGGGCGGGCGCGGUGGACAUUUGGUCCCUGGGGUGCGUGAUCCUGGAGAUGGCGACGGGACGGAGGCCGUGGGCCAACCUCGACAACGAGUGGGCCAUCAUGUACAACAUUGCGCAGGGCAACCCGCCGCAGCUGCCGUCGCCGGACCAGCUGGGGCCGGACGGCAUCGACUUCCUCAACAAGUGCUUCAUGCGGGACCCCAAGGAGCGGCCGUCGGCGGUGGAGCUGCUGCAGCACGAGUGGAUCCUGGCCAUCCGCAACCAGGUCGUGGACCCGAUGACGCCGAGCGAGACGAGCGCGUCGGCGCAGUCGACGCCGCUGCUGACGAGCACCUCGAGCAGGGGCAGCGCGGGGCUGGAGUCGCAGUAG